Lagenorhynchus albirostris (white-beaked dolphin) is the source of this 918-nucleotide messenger RNA. RefSeq names its product Myb/SANT DNA binding domain containing 5 (gene MSANTD5). The transcript has 5 exons. Lineage: Eukaryota; Metazoa; Chordata; Mammalia; Artiodactyla; Delphinidae. The record is from RefSeq and is a predicted model, not a curated record. Bases 1 to 918 code for a protein of 305 amino acids.
AUGCCUCUAUCUUCAACCCCGAAGAGCCUCCUCACCACCUGUGUCCUCACCACCUUGGUUUUCAGCUCUGUAGGGCAACUCUUACAAUUUUUUGAGGAGAAAGGCUGUUCUUCAAGUUCGUGUGUCCCACUGGUCUUGUCAGCAUCACUGGGGGAUAAUCAAACAUUUGGGUACAAGCGCCAGUGCUGCCAAGAUGAGCUGUGUAACCGAGGGGAAUUACAAGUGCCUCAGAAAUUCCCAAACCCCAAUGGCAUUAAAUGUCCUGCAUGCUACAAUGAGGAUGACAUUUCCUGUGAACCAGUUUUACUCACCUGUACUGGUGCAGAGACAAAAUGUCUCACCGUUAUUGGCCAAGCCCAGUGUGUUAAACCUUGGAGCAACCACGAGAUCAGGAGUUUCCUACAAGAAUGGGAACUCCUUGAAGGUGAAGAGUUAAAGAAGAAUUAUCACGUAGCAUCAAGAAUAAUUGCCAGGCAUCUCAAGCAAAGGGGCAUAAAUAAGAGCAGGAGAAAAUGUCUCCAGAUGCUAAUAAACAUGCAGGACUUAUAUUGGACCGUUCAUGAAGCCAACCAGAGACCAAGGAGUGAACCCUUGCCAUGUCCUUAUGGAGAGGCCCUUCACAGGAUCCUAGAACACAGAGGGGAGAACAAGGACUUCUCAGGUCCUCCCUGUGCAAAAGUGGCUGAUGUCCCACCACCUGAGUACCAGCCCCCUGCGUGUGCCAUCCCUGAUUGCUUUGAGGAGCUGCUGUGGGCUCCCCCACAUAUGAUCUACAUAGAGGAUCCUCAGGUACCCAGAUGGGAGCCCUGGAACAUGAACCUUCCACAGUCAAGUCUGUGCCUGUUUCCUGCAUUUCUCUCCCUACACCCUGGCCCCCAGCAACAGUGGUCAACUCUCUCUGACAAUGAGUCAGAGUGA